Messenger RNA from Daucus carota subsp. sativus, 4123 nucleotides. RefSeq names its product ABC transporter B family member 13-like. NCBI's taxonomy places the organism in Eukaryota, Viridiplantae, Streptophyta, Magnoliopsida, Apiales, Apiaceae. The transcript has 10 exons. Gene Ontology annotation, biological process: transmembrane transport. Gene Ontology annotation, cellular component: plasma membrane. Bases 233 to 3979 code for a protein of 1248 amino acids. The record is from RefSeq and is a predicted model, not a curated record. Gene Ontology annotation, molecular function: ABC-type transporter activity; ATP binding; ATP hydrolysis activity.
UUAAAUGAGUUGAUUUCAAGUAAUGUGGCAUGCAUCAGUUCGUUUCUAAAAGUAAUGCUGCCCUACUUGCAUAAGGAAUGGGAAUUUCAGAGGCCUUUAAGAAGCCGAAGAUUUAGUUGGCCAACCACUAAUUAUCUAAUUUAUUGCCAGGAACCUCCUCUUCCCAAUAAGCUUUGCAUGAUCAAGUGAUUUCGGCUGUGCAUUUCCAUCUUUCACUCAACUCAAGUUCAUUAUGGGAGACUUGGAACUCCCCCCUAAGAUAGAUACUGAUGUAAAUGCAGUUUCAAAAAUAAACCAGCCUGAGUCAAUCUCAAGCCAAAAAGAGAUUGUUUCGUUGGUUGGACUCUUUGCUGCAGCUGAUACUAAGGACUAUAUAUUGAUGUUCUUUGGAAGUGUUGGAUCAUGUGUUCAUGGUGCUGCGCUUCCUGUCUUCUUCAUUUUGUUUGGUCGUAUGAUUGACUUGCUAGGACAUAUGUCUUCAGAUCCUCAUCGAUUAUCUUUGGAGGUUUCCAAGCAUGCUUUGUACCUAGUUUAUCUUGGACUAGUAGUGCUUGUAUCAGCCUGGAUUGGUGUCGCGUGUUGGACACAAACUGGAGAAAGACAGACAGCUCGUCUGCGGUUCAAGUAUCUUCGAUCAGUCUUGAGGAAGGAUAUAACAUUUUUUGACACUGAAGCAAGAGAUAAAAAUUUAGUUUUUCGCAUAUCAAGUGACGCCAUACUGGUACAGGAUGCUAUCGGUGACAAGAUAGGCCACAGCAUACGAUAUCUUUCCCAAUUCAUGUUAGGAUUUAUUCUAGGGUUCAUAUCAGUUUGGAAACUCACUCUUGUCACCUUGGCCGUUGUUCCGCUAAUAGCUGUUGCUGGAGGAGGCUAUACAGUUAUAAUGUCUACGUUGUCAGAGAAAAGUGAAGCUGCUUAUGCCGAAGCAGGAAAAAUUGCAGAAGAGUUUAUCUCCCAAGUUCGUACCGUAUACUCUUUUGUGGGUGAGGAUCAAGCAGUUGAAGCAUACUCUAGAUCACUUAAAAAUGCUCUUAAACUGGGAAAGAAGGGCGGAGUGGCUAAAGGCAUUGGUGUGGGUUUUACAUAUGGCCUUCUGUUUUGUUCUUGGGCAUUACUCCUCUGGUACGCCAGUAUACUUGUCAGGCAUCGAGAAACAAAUGGUGGCAAUGCAUUUACAACAAUUAUCAAUGUCAUCUUCAGUGGAUUUGCUCUUGGUCAGGCUGCUCCAAAUCUUGCCGCCAUUGCUAAAGGUCGAGCCGCUGCCUCAAACAUGAUAAGCAUGAUUGAAGAAGACCUUGACCCUUCAAGAAGAUCAGAAAAAGGGAUGGUGUUGCCAAAAGUUGAUGGACAGAUUGAAUUUUCUGAGGUCUGUUUCACUUAUCCAUCUCGGGCUGGAAUGGUGUUUGAGAAUCUAAGUUUUUCCUUAACUGCUGGGAAAACUUUUGCAUUUGUUGGUCCUAGUGGUUCAGGCAAAAGUACUAUCAUUUCGAUGAUACAACGUUUCUAUGAUCCUUGUUCAGGCAAAAUACUGCUAGACAGACAUGAUCUGAAGGAUAUCCAGUUGAAAUGGUUGAGAGAACAAAUGGGUUUGGUUAGUCAAGAACCAACACUUUUUGCCACCACUAUAGCUCUCAAUAUCCUAUAUGGUAAAGAAGGUGCUGAUAUGGAUAACAUAAUUGAAGCAGCCAAAGCUGCCAAUGCACACUCUUUUAUUCAGGGAUUGCCUGAUGGCUAUCAAACUCAGGCAGGAGAAGGAGGAACUCAGCUGUCUGGUGGGCAAAAACAAAGAAUCGCAAUUGCAAGAGCAAUGCUUAGGAACCCAAAAAUAUUGCUUCUUGAUGAGGCAACAAGUGCACUAGAUGCAGAAUCAGAACUCGUAGUUCAGCAGGCACUAUACAAAGUUAUGUCCGGACGGACAGCCAUUAUUGUUGCACAUAGAUUAUCUACUAUUCGAAGUGUUGAUCGGAUCCUUGUCCUGAAGAAUGGCCAAAUAAUUGAGCAGGGAAAUCACUCGGAGCUAGUGUCUAAAGGUGGAGAAUAUGCAGCUCUCGUGAGGCUUCAAGUUGCUGACAAUCUGAAAGAUUCAGUUACAACUGAUGAAGUUGAAAUAUCUGCAGUUUCUGGUUUGAAGGACCUCACUGAUAAUCAUAGCAACAAACACGGGACUAGUUUAAUGAAAUUGAAGGAGAUUCAGCCAGCUGAAGACAAGCUAACAUCACCGGCCUCUGCUUCAACUUCUUCAGUUUGGGAACUUGUUAAACUUAAUGCACCAGAGUGGCCUUAUGCUGUACUUGGCUCAGUUGGUGCAAUUUUAGCCGGUAUGUCAGCUCCGCUAUUUGCUUUCGGAAUCACAUAUAUAUUGACUGCAUUCUACUCCUAUGACAGUCACCAUAUUAAACAAGAAAUUGAGUGGGUUUCAUUAAUAUUUGUUGGAGGAGCUAUUUUGUGUAUUCCCGUUUAUUGGUUGCAACACUAUUUUUAUACCUUAAUGGGGGAGCGGCUUACAAUGAGAGUUCGCCUGUUGAUGUUUACAGCUAUCCUUUCCAAUGAGGUUGGUUGGUUUGAUUCAGAUGAAAAUAGUACUGGUUCAUUGACAUCAAAGUUGGCAGCAAAUGCAACAUUAGUGCGAACUUCACUGGCUGACCGUCUCUCCACAGUUGUGCAAAACGUGGCGCUAAUGGCGACUGCAUUUGUCAUUGCCUUCACCUUGAGUUGGCGCAUAUCUUCUGUUGUCAUUGCUACCUUUCCCCUUCUGGUUGGAGCUUCCAUUGCUGAGCAAUUAUUUCUAAAAGGAUUUGGAGGAGAUUACAACCGUUCAUACUCACGCGCAACUGCUGUGGCAUGUGAAGCUAUUGCCAAUAUCCGUACUGUUGCUGCAUUCGGUGCUGAAGAUCAAAUGGCUCUCCAAUAUUCAUCUGAACUUAAGGAACCAAGCAAACAGGCGCUCUUACGUGGCCAUAUAUCAGGUUUUGGCUAUGGCGUGACACAGCUCUUUGCAUUUUGUUCCUAUGCGCUUGGUCUCUGGUAUGCAUCAGUUUUAAUGAAGGAUAAGAACUCAAACUUCGGAGACUUGAUCAAGUGUUUCAUGAUAUUGAUAAUCACUGCAUUGUCAGUGGCAGAAACACUUGCUCUGGCCCCUGACAUUGUCAAGGGUUCUCAAGCUUUAGGCUCGGUUUUUGAAAUUCUUUACAGGAAAUCAGCCAUAAACUCCAAUUCCCCCGAUUCAAUGCUAUUGACCAGCAUAAAAGGAGAUAUAGAAUUUAAGAACGUAAGUUUCAAGUACCCUGCUAGACCUGAUAUCACCAUUUUUGAUGGCUUGAAUUUACAAGUUUAUUCAGGAAAGAGUCUUGCUAUCGUGGGCCAAAGCGGAUCAGGAAAAAGUACAGUGAUUCAACUCUUGAUGAGAUUUUACGACCCCUCUUCAGGAACAGUUUCCAUCGAUGGAGUUGAUAUCAAGACCUUCAACUUAAAAUCACUGAGGCUAAAGAUAGGCCUGGUGCAGCAAGAACCAGCCUUGUUCUCUACAACGAUAUACGACAACAUCAAAUAUGGGAACAAAAAUGCAUCCGAAAUUGAGAUAAUGAAAGCUGCAAAAGCAGCCAAUGCCCACGGCUUUAUAAGUAGAAUGCCAGAAGGAUACCAAACUCAAGUUGGUGAAAAAGGAGUGCAAUUAUCAGGGGGACAGAAACAGCGAGUGGCAAUUGCAAGAGCAAUACUAAAAAACCCCACAAUACUUCUACUGGAUGAAGCUACAAGUGCUUUGGACACAGCAUCUGAAAGCCAAGUGCAAGAAGCUCUUGAUAAGCUAAUGGUGGGAAGGACUACAGUUCUCGUGGCUCAUCGAUUGUCAACUAUUCGAGAUGCAGACAGCAUUGCAGUGCUGCAAAAUGGAAAGGUGGUUGAGACUGGUACACAUGAGCAGCUCAUUUGUAGUCCUCAGAGUUUCUAUACACAGUUAGUAAAUCUGCAGCAAGGAUAGGCAUAUGGUAUACAUCAUACAAAGUCAUUGAUCACUCAGUCUGCUGGACCAUAACCUCAAAAUUGUGUGCAACAGCCUUGUUAUAAAAGCCACAAUGUCAUGUUUGUGAUCAGACACAAUGAAACUUGAUAAGAAUUUAUAUUU